Symbiodinium natans is the source of this 405-nucleotide messenger RNA. NCBI's taxonomy places the organism in Eukaryota, Dinophyceae, Suessiales, Symbiodiniaceae. The record is from the annotation of a GenBank genome assembly.
AUGAGCGCAUGCCACGAAGGCUCAGAUUUGCUGGUAGUGUCCUGUUCCCUCUCGCCUCCAAGCUUUGAAGCCAUGGCCCCCAUGAAGGCAAUGAAGGUGAUGAAGAUGAAGGCAGUCCGCGCCAUGCCGAAGAGUGGCAUUGCCGCUCGCGUGGCCGAGAGCACGGGCUUGAAGAAGAGCGAGGUGACACAGGUGCUGUCGUCCUUGGCUGACAUCGGUGCGACGGAGGUGAAGAAGACCGGCAAGUUCGUCCUUCCUGGACUCUUCAUGAUCAAAACCCGCACGAAGGCAGCCACCAAGGCCGGCAAAAGGGUUAUGUUCGGCAAGGAAAUGACAGUCAAGGCGCAGCCGGCAAAGACGGUGGUCAAGGCCUAUCCGGUGAAGGCGGUGAAAGACCAGUUCUGA